This is a messenger RNA of Penicillium robsamsonii, 8127 nucleotides long. RefSeq lists its product as uncharacterized. Gene Ontology annotation, molecular function: phosphopantetheine binding; 3-oxoacyl-[acyl-carrier-protein] synthase activity. The coding region runs from base 1 to 8127 and encodes 2708 amino acids. Gene Ontology annotation, biological process: fatty acid biosynthetic process. The transcript has a single exon. NCBI's taxonomy places the organism in Eukaryota, Fungi, Ascomycota, Eurotiomycetes, Eurotiales, Aspergillaceae. The record is from RefSeq and is a predicted model, not a curated record.
AUGACUACAUCUUCUAUCCCCUCUUCUGUGGGGGAUGCGCAAAAGGCUACGACCUUCGUGUUCGGGGGUCACAUCGGCACACAGAGCAAAAAGUCACUGGAAAAGCCAAUAAAGCAACUUCUCAGUGGGCCCAACGCCAAAUGGAUACUAGAGGCCGUGGCCGGACUGCCACAAUACUGGGCAGCCGUGGUGGAAAAGAUCCCCGAGGCUGGCACAGUACCGGGUGCGGAGCAGCUAAGCGACUUCGACUCAUGGCUGCGAAACGGUAUCUCAGAGGGCGACCUGAUCGCGCCUGAGACAGAGCUGCCCAGCGUAGCAGUCGGGCCUCUGAUGGUGGCCAUCCAACUGGACCAGUACUGGCGGUAUCUGGAGUUUCGGUUGGGUGAGGUUGCUGUCGAAGACCUCCAAGCAGAACUUGUUCGACAACAACAACAACAACAAAGCACCACUCCAGUGGAAACCCUGGGCUUCUGCGCCGGCCUGAUUGCCGCGGUAGCGGUGGCGAGCUCACACAACAUGGAUGAGUUCCAAAAAUACGGCGCGGUGGCGGUGCGCAUCGGCCUGCUGAUGGCCGCGGUGGUGGACGCGCGGGAGGCUCGCGACGAGGCCAAAGGCAAGGGCGGGUCGGUGUCGUUUGCGACAGCGUGGCGCAGCGGCAGCAAGCAAGGCGACGACAUGGCGAGAAUCGUGUCAUCUCUAACACCAGACGCUUAUAUAUCGGUGUUGUUUGACGAGGCACGAGCAACAGUGACGACAUCAGAGCGCCUGGCGCCGACGCUAGCGCGGAAACUGCGGGCCGCCGGCGUGAAGGCCGUUCCGCUGACGAUCAAGGGUCAUCUGCACGCUCCCGGGGUGGAGCGGAAGCGGGACGCGGAUGCGCUAAUCGAGCUAUGCCACUCGUAUGGUGGCCAGCUUCAGUUUGCGGCGACAGCAGCCCAGUUAGCCUUGCCCACAUACAGCAACUCGGCUGAUGGGGCCCAUGUCUCAGCCGAUGAGACAGAUCUCACCGCAAUGUUGCUACGAGCGAUCUUGACACAGCAAUUUAACUGGGCCGGGACAGUGUCGAAGCUGCUAUCAGUGUCAGCAUCGACUCAGAAGGAGGUAUCGCUAGUGGCUUUUGGACUAGAUCGGUGCAUUCCGCCGACAAUUACGCGGCGGUUUGGGCCGAAACAAGCCGUUUUCGAGGAGCUGGAGAGCUAUAUUGAGAGCCGGAAGGUUCAAAAGGCCUCACUUACUGCAACCACGGCUACAGUUACGGCCAACGGCACUACUACCGGCGUUUCAGCAACCAUCUCAGCCGACAAAGCUUUACCUACAUCAGUAGAACGAGAAAGGGACACCGAGGAGGCCAUUGCCAUUGUAGGCAUGUCCAUCAACGUGUCUGGCGCCGAGGAUUUGGAGGAGUUCGCAGCGAUGCUGAAGACAGGCAAAUCGCAGCAUGAGGUGAUCACACGGAAGCGGAUGAUGCACGACAUGCUGUUCCGGGAUGCGGCAGACGCAGAUGGGAAAAAGUACUAUGGUAACUUCCUGCGUGACGCAGAUGCCUUCGACCACAAGUUCUUCAAGCGCAGCCCACGCGAGUCGCAGGCCAUGGACCCUCAGUGCCGGCUAUCGCUGCAGGCGGCGUACCAGGCAGUCGAGCAGUCGGGAUAUUUCACGGAGCCCAAAACGGAGAAAGAGGACCACAUCGGGUGCUACCUGGGCGUGUGUGGCGUCGACUACGAGCAAAACAUAGCCUCCCAUGCGCCGAGCGCAUUCACAGCGACGGGCGGCCUGCGUAGUUUCAUUACCGGCCGGAUCGCGCACUUUUUCGGGUGGACAGGUCCGGCAAUGACGUUUGAUACAGCUUGCUCAUCGUCGACGGUAGCGAUGCACACUGCCUGCCGUAAUAUUUUAUCCGGUGAAGCGACUGCCGCGCUAGUCGGUGGUGUCAACGUCAUGACCAACCUGCAAUGGAUACAGAACCUAAGUGCAGGCAGCUUCUUGAGCCCGACGGGACAGUGCAAGCCGUUUGACGCCGAUGCCGACGGCUACUGCCGAGCGGAGGGCGUCGCUUUCGUCUUCCUCAAGAAGCUAUCAGACGCCGAGGCUGCCGGCAACACAAUCCUGGGAACGAUCCGGGCAACAGCGGUGUAUCAGAACCUCAAUAUCACGCCGUUGUUCGUACCCAACGUGCCGUCACUGUCGACCCUGUUCAAGGACGUGAUUCGCAAGGCUGGCGUCGACCCGGCCGAGAUUUCCGUCGUCGAGGCCCACGGCACCGGCACGCCAGUCGGCGACCCGGCCGAGUAUGAAAGUGUUAAGCUGGCGGUCAGCAGCCCUCUACGCGACACCACCGUAGUCAUCGGCUCCGUGAAAGGCCAUGUGGGCCACACAGAGGGAGCGUCCGGGGUGAUCGCCCUAGUGAAAUUGCUCAUGAUGAUGCGCGACAACUUUAUCCCGCCACAGGCCAGCUUCACGCGCAUGAACCCGCACAUCCAUGCAUCGCCGGCCGACAUGAUAGAGGUGGUGACGGCGUUACGGCCAUGGCCAGCUGAGCGCAAGGUCGCGCUGCUCAACAACUACGGCGCCUGUGGGUCUAACGCCAGUCUCCUCUUGGCCUACUCAGCGCAUAACCCAACCUCGGGCAACCGCUUGCUAGCUGAUGUAACAGCCCGCCAGCCCUUCUGGAUCACUGGAUUCGACGCUCGCAGCAUCGCCGUCUACAGCAAAGCACUAGCGCCGUACCUACGUUCCCACACCGGAGGCCAACAAGCAACACUGGCCGAUGUCGCGUUCAACAUGGCCCGGCAGUCGAACCCCGGCCUACCGCAGGGGGUAGUCUUCAGCUGCCGGUCGCUAGAGGAGCUGCAGGACAAGCUUACUCUAGCGGCCGCGGCUACCAAAGAAACAGCCACCGCGAGCGGCAUCACAGUUUCCAAGGCGGAACGGCCGGUCGUGCUGUGCUUCGGCGGCCAAAAUUCGACGUUUGUCGGGCUAGACCGCGCACUAUACGAUGGCGUCGCCGUUUUGCGACAGCAUCUGGACGCUUGUGAUGCGGCUGUCACGGCGAUUGGCUUGUCCAGUAUUUUCCCUGCCAUCUUCUCGCGGGAACCCAUCCGCGACAUCGUCCAGCUACAGACGGCGCUUUUCGCCGUGCAGUAUGCCAGCGCCCGGGCGUGGAUGGACUGCGGGUUGGCCUCUAAGAUCGUGUCAGUUGUGGGCCACAGCUUCGGUGAGAUCACAGCGCUCUGUGUGGCUGGCGUGCUGAGCGUCAGCGACACGGUCCGCCUGGUCGCUGGCCGAGCAAAGCUGGUGCGCGACGCCUGGGGGCCGGACUCGGGAGCCAUGAUGGCAGUCGAGGCAGACGAGGCACUUGUGCAUGACCUGCUUAAGGCGGCUAACACUACCAGCGACGGCUCCGCCAGCAUCGCCUGUUAUAAUGGUCCUCGCAGCUUCACGCUAGCCGGGACAACGCAGUCCAUCGACGCCGUGGCUGCCACUCUCGCUGGCAAUAGCAAGUUUUCCGGAGCCGGUAUAAAGAGCAAGCGACUCAAUGUGACUAACGCCUUCCAUUCGGUCCUAGUAGAGCAACUAGUUGGGGAACUCGGAAACGUCGCCCGGGACAUGACCUUCCACGACGCCGUGAUCCCGGUCGAACGGGCUACUGAGCAUGAUUCAACAGACCCGCUAGACUGGACCUUCGUGGCAUCGCACAUGCGCCAGCCUGUUUUCUUCAAUCACGCCGUGCAGCGGCUGGCUAAGAAACACCCGCAGGCCAUCUUCUUAGAAGCUGGCUCUAACUCGACGAUCACAGUGAUGGCGAGCCGUGCAUUGGCCCAAGUUACUUCCGCCAGCCCCGACACGCUCGCUUUCCAGGCUGUAUCCAUCACCAACACCGAAAAGGGCCUCGACGGACUCGCAGAUGCCACAGUCGCGCUAUGGAAGCAGGGCCUGCGCGUGUCCUUCUGGCUGCACCACCCUUCCCAGGCACGCGAGUACAUGCAGCUGCUGCUGCCACCGUACCAGUUCGAGAAGUCGCGUCACUGGCUGGAUGUGAAGUCGCCGACGGAGGUUGUCACCAAGGCAGCCCAGGCCAUGAUUGAAGCAGGGGGUUAUACCAUAGGAGCUGCCUCUACCACUCAAGUAGAAGACGCCCGGACGCUCCCCAUCUGGACAUUCAUCGGCUACCCGGAGCCCAAAAAGAAUAAGAAACUGGCCCGCUUCCGCAUUAAUACAGCCUCAGAUCCGUACCAACGCCUAUUUUCAUCCCAUGUCAUCGCCCAGACUGCACCCAUCUGCCCGGCGACGCUCGAGAUCGACAUGGCCAUCGAAGCUCUCUUCAGCCUUAAUCUAGACUGGCGACCAGCUGGUUAUUCGCCCACGGUGCACGAUCUCAUCAGCCACGCACCGGUGUGUGCCGACUCGACGCGUGUUUUCUACAUGGACCUGUCGCCGCUGGACAAAGCCGAGAUGAAAUGGCAGUUGAGCCUACACAGUGUGGCCAGCAACGGCGAUUCCCAGGUCCACGCCGAGGCCGUGAUACGCAUGCGCGCGCCAACCGACACCUCAUAUCUACAACAGUUUGGCCAUUACGAGCGUCUGGUCAGCCACGCGCAGUGUCAGUCCCUACUUAAGCUCAAUCUCGACGACGAAGGUGUCGAGAUGCUACACGGCCGCAACGUCUAUCGCGCCUUCAGCGACAUUGUCGACUUCGGGCCGGUCUACCGCGGCGUGAAGUACAUCGUCGGCCGCCCUGGCGAGAGCGCUGGUGUUAUUCACAAACGCCACGAGGGCCACACCUGGCUUGACGUGCCCAUGGGCGACUCGUUCGGCCAGGUCGCGGGGAUUUAUGUUAAUCUGUUGACCGACGACCUGCCACCGGGCGAGAUGUUCAUCGCCACCAGCUGUGAGCUCCUAAUGCGAUCGCCAAAGGCUCUCUCGGAGAUUUCCGGUAAAGAGAACGGUCCCGGCGUCUGGCACGUCCUUGCGCGCCAUACGCGCCAGUCCGACAAGGCCUGCAUAAGCGACAUCUUUGUCUUUGACGCAGCCACCGGCGCGCUGAGCGACGUCAUGCUGGGCCUGCAGUACGCACGCGUACCCAAGGCGUCUAUGAGUAAGAUCCUCUCACGCUUUACGAUGGAUCAAAAGUUCCUUCGAAAGCAGGCAGUGGUAGCGUCUGUUCCGGCUGCUAGUUCUACUGCUGCUCCCCCAAUUGCAGUUGCUGCUGCCCUCGAAGCCGUCAAGACUGCUGUCAAGGUUAAGAAAGCAAAGAAAAAGACUCGCGACAUCACCGAGGAUGUGUGUAACCUGGUCGCCAAUGUCUCCGGUGUCGACCCCAGCGAAAUGACCCUCGACAGCGAGAUGGCCGACCUAGGCAUCGACUCGCUGAUGGGCAUGGAGCUGGCCCGCGAGGUCGAGAACACAUUCAAAUUUACCCUCGAUCACGGCGAGAUGAUGGAAGCCACCAGUCUGGGCCAGUUUGUCGCCUGCGUUGCAAAUGGGUUGAGCAAGAUCGGGGGAGACACCGGGGAAGACGCUGUUGAGCAAGAGUCAGAUGACACUGACAGCGACUCCGCGGCAGAACUCAUCACGCCAUCGGAUGAGAACGACGACACGGCCUCUGACAUCACCACACCAGACCCAGAAGAGGCGUCUUCUUUCGUUAAGCCCGCCUCGCUACCAGUCGGUCCAGCCACCAGUAACCUAACCCUCUCCCGCUCCGACAUCCUCGAGUGCUUCGGCCAGGUCAAGCUGACGACUGAUGAUAAGAUCCGCGAGUUUGGCCUUGACAGCAUUGUCCGCGUCAGCCUGGCCGGCAGUAGCAAACUCUGCACAGCCCUGAUCGUCGAGGCCUUUGACCAGCUCGGGUCGCCGCUGCGGACGGCCGCCCCGGGGCAGUUGCUGGACCGCGUUGCGUUCUUGCCACAGCACGGCCGCAUGAUGGAGUUUGUUUAUGGCUUCCUUGAGCGUGAUGCACACCUGAUCGAUAUCGACACAGUGACGGGCCAGAUCACGCGCACACACAUAGCUGUGCCGCGCAAGACCAGCGCCGCCCUGCUCGAGGAGAUGGUCGCCGCGCACUCAGAGUCCGCUAUCCCCGAUCGCCUAGCCUACUACGCCGGUAAGAACCUAGCCGGUGUGCUCAGUGGCACCACGGACGGCAUUCGCGUUAUCUUCGGCAGCGCCGAGGGCCGUCAGCUAGUCCAGGCCAUGUAUUGUGACUACGGCUUCAACCGCAUGCACUACCAGCAGAUGGCAGAGGUUAUCACCCAAUUAUCUAGGCGUGUGCCCCAGCCCGGCGAGACCCUGAAAGUUCUCGAAAUGGGUGGCGGUACUGGUGGUACAACGAAUGUGAUGGCUCCAGUUCUGGCGUCCCUAGGGAUUCCUGUUGAGUAUACCUUCACUGACUUGUCACCGUCCAUGGUGGCCAAUGCGCGCCGUAAGUUCGCCAAGCAGUACCCAUUUAUGCGCUUUGCCGUGCAUGAUAUCGAGAAGCCACCAGCUGCGGAGCUCCUGGGACAGCAUCUAGUUCUGGCCAGCAAUGCCAUUCACGCCACCCACGACUUGGUUGUGUCAACUCAAAACGUGCACCUGGCCCUCCGUCCUGAUGGCUUCCUUAUGAUUCUCGAGAUGACUGAGUGUGUGCCGGGUAUGGAUAUUGUGUUCGGCCUGCUCGAGGGCUGGUGGCUCUUCGACGAUGGCCGCACCCACGCCGUCGUGCCCACUGAACACUGGGAGCGCGCUUUACAUGCCGCCGGCUUCGGUCACGUCGACUGGACCGACGGCAACCGGCCCGAGAACGCCUUCCAGAAGGUCAUCAUUGCCUUGGCCUCUGGAGAGCCGAAGGCUCGUCUCCCAGCAUCUGUGGCAUCCGUGGAGGAAAUCAAGGUGGUUGAUAGAGGCGACGUAGCAGCCCGUGAGGCCGAUGCCGAACGACUUGUGGCCUCCUACACAGCCGGCUGGGCGAUACCGGCUCUCGAAUCCGCAGUCAUCGACGUCUCUACCACUUCUACUCCCGCUGUGGUUAUCGUCACCGGCGCCACCGGCAGCCUCGGCGCCCACCUUGUACAGACCCUUGCUAAGCGCCCUGACGUCGCCACUGUCGUCUGCGUAAACCGUCACUCCAGCGUCCCGGCCCAUCAGCGCCAAGCCGAGGCCUUUUCGUCACGGGGCAUUACCCUGUCACCCACCGAGCAGAAAAAGCUGCGCGUCUACGAGACUGACACGGCCAAGCCGCAACUCGGCCUACCCACUGAAGAAUACGCCUGGCUGGCCGCGCAUGUCACCCACAUUGUGCAUAACGCCUGGCCCAUGAGCGGUACACGGCCCCUAAAGGGCUUCGAACCGCAGCUGCAGGCCAUGCGCAACCUGUUAGACCUAGCUCGGGAGAUAGCUCUAGGAAAGCCAAAGACACGCGUCGGCUUCCAGUUUGUGUCCUCGAUCGGCGUGGUCGGUUACGCGGAUACAUCCACCGGACCACAUAUCACCGAAGACCGCGUGUCCAUGGCCGCCGUCAUGCCCGGCGGCUACCCAGAGGGCAAGUGGGUGCACGAGCGCAUGCUCGACGAGACACUGCACCGCCACCCGCAGCUGUUCCGCGCGACCGUCACGCGCCCAGGCCAGAUCGCCGGCUCCAGCAGCAGCGGCUUCUGGAACCCAGUUGAGCACUUUGCCUUCUUGGUUAAGAGUGCGCAGGCUUUACGCGCGUGGCCCGACCUGCAUGGUACCCUGCAGUGGCUGCCCGUCGACCGCAGCGCCAGCGUCAUGGUGGACUUGUUGAAAUUGGAAAAUGACAGCGAUGCAGCUUACCCCAUCUAUCAUAUUGACAACCCGGUUGGCCAGCCGUGGGAGGACAUGUCCCUGGUGCUGGCUGCAGCCCUUAACAUCCCUCCUCAAAACAUCAUCCCCUACGCUGACUGGAUCACCCGCGUUCGCCGCUCGCCACUGUCCGCCGACGAGAACCCAGCUGCCCGCCUCGUCGACUUCCUCGACGGCCACUUUGAGCGCAUGUCUUGCGGUGGCAUAAUCCUCGACACCGAAAAAGCGAAAGAGCACUCGGCCACCAUGGCUGCCGAAGGGCCCGUGAAUGCUGACAUCGCGCGGGCCUAUGUGGCAUCCUGGAAGGCCAUGGGGUAUCUGAAAUAA